AUGGAGGAUCAGCAGCAAACUAUGUGUAUCGGGAAGAAGCGAGCAUUAACAGAGCCAUUUGAAGAGCUAGAAGAAGAGCGGGACAAGGCCAUAGCCGACGAGGUUCGGAAGUUACUGGAGGCAGGUUUCAUCCGGGAAGUAUAUUAUCCCGACUGGUUGGCUAAUGUUGUUAUGGUUAAAAAGACCAACGGAAAUUGGAGGAUGUGCGUAGAUUUUACAGACCUCAACAAGGCUUGCCCCAAAGAUAGCUACCCGUUCCCACGGAUAGAUACCCUGGUGGAUUCAACUGCAAGACACCAGCUCCUAAGCUUCAUGGACGCUUUCUCUAGCUACAACCAGAUCAAGAUGGACGAAUCUGAUCAGGAGAAGACCUUCUUCAUCACAAGUCAGGGAUUAUUCUGCUACAAGGUGAUGUCUUUUGGACUCAAAAAUGCUGGAGCAACAUACCAAAGGUUAAUGAACAAGAUGUUUGCACAUCAGAUUGGCAGGAAUGUUCAGGUUUAUGUUGACGACAUGUUGGUAAAAAGCCUGCACGAAGAAGAUCACCUAGACGACCUCAGAGAAACAUUCAAUACGCUCCGAUUGUUCAACAUGAAGCUGAAUCCGAACACAUGCGCAUUCGGAGUAACGGUGGGAAAAUUCUUGGGUUUCAUGGUAUCCCAAAGAGGAAUAGAGGUCAACCCGGAGAAGGUGCGGGCCAUAAUGGAGUUAGAACCACCAAGGACGGUUAAGGAGGUCCAAAGUCUAAAUGGAAAGAUCGCAGCUCUAAACAAGUUCGUCUCAAGGGCGAUGAAUAGGUGUUUACCAUUCUUCCGCACUCUAAGAAAAUCAUUUGAGUGGAUGGAUGAAUGCCAAAUGGCCUUCAACAACUUGAAGAUGUAUCUCUCGUCUCCACCGCUACUCAGUCCAUCCGUGCAAGGCGAAGAACUCUACCUUUAUUUGGCCGUCUCACAAGUCGCAGUAAGCGCAGCUUUGGUGAGAGAGGAGGACGGAACACAGAAACCCGUCUACUUUACCAGCUGUGCACUUCGUGGAGCAGAAGAGAGGUACCCUCAGAUGGAGAAGUUGGUUUUCACGUUGGUAAUCGCCGCGCGAAGACUUAAGCCAUACGUCCAGGCGCAUAAAAUCGUUGUCUUAACGGAUAAGCCACUGAGAAAAGCCAUGGAUAGUCCAGAAGUAGCAAGAAGAAUGGCUUUGUGGACAAUAGAGCUAAACGAAUUCGACAUCCAAUACCGCCCGCAGACAGCCAUAAAAGGGCAGGCAGUAGCUGACUUCAUCGCCGAGUUCACUCUCGGGGAAGGCCAGUUGGUAGAAGAGAAAGAACAGUGGAAUAUCUAUACAGAUGGAUCCUUAAACAGACGAGUCGGAGUAGUGAUCCAAACUCCGCAGGGGGAUAAGAUACAAUGUAUGAUCCGACUGGAUUUCCCAACAACCAACAACGAGGCAAAGUAUGAAGCCUUGGUCGCAGGGCUAGACCUUGCAAAGGCCGCGGGAGCAGAAAACAUAAUUGUCCACUACGAUUCACAAGUGGUGACCAGUCAGAUCAAUGGCGACUACAAGUGUAAGAACGAUAGAAUGAAGAGGUAUUUAGAAGAAGUGAAAUACCGAAUCAGCAACCUCGAAGUCGAAUUCAUUCAGAUCCCAAGGGAAGAGAACGAAUGGGCUGACCACCUAGCAAAAGCUGCGUCAGUCGAAUUCAUGCUGGUUCCCGAACAGGCUGGGGUGUUACCAGACAAGAAAGGCGCCACAAGAAAGUUGAAAGUCCAGGCAUUACGGCUCAUGCUGAUAAAGGACGUCUUAUAUAAAAGGGGUUUCUCUCGACCGUACCUGAGGUGUUUGUGCCAAGAGGAAGAAGAUUACGUGAUGAGAGAAGUACACGAGGGUAUCUGUGGGAACCACUUGGGUGCACGAUCACUUGUACACAAGUUGAUCCGAGUAGGAUACUACUGGCCUACAAUGAUGAAGGAUGUGCAAGCCUAUGUCCAGUCCUGCGACAAAUACCAGAGCACGUUCAGAGACUUCUACUCGGAGCUAGGGAUCAAGAAUCACUACUCGUCACCCGCACACCCACAAGCGAACGGGCAAGUCGAAGUCACGAACUGGUCCUUGCUCAAAAUAAUCAAGACCCGUCUCGAGGGGGCAAAGGGUAUCUGGCCGGACGAACUACCUAGCGUCCUAUGGGCAUACCGGACCACAACAAUAACAUCCACUGGAGAAACACCAUUCAGACUUGCAUAUGGAACCGAAGCUGUCAUUCCCGCAGAAGUGGGGCUCACGAGUUACCGGGUGGAGAGCUACGACGAAGAUAAGAACAAAGAGGCUAUAUGCCUCCAGCUUGAUCUAGUGGACGAAGUCAGAGCGGCAGCAGAGAAGAGGUUGGCGUGCUAUCAGAAUCUCAUGGCGAAACACUACAACAACAAAGUAAGGCAUAGGGACUUCCAGGUCGGGAAUCUUGUACUACAGAAAGUAAUGGGUGCCGUUAGAGAUCCUUCACAAGGAAAACUCAGCCCCAACUGGGAAAGACCCUACAGGAUCACAUCAUGGCAAAGGAAUGGCACCUACCACCUCGAGACAAUGGACGGACAAAAGCUGCAGCACCCUUGGAACACGGAGCAUCUUUGGAAAUACUACCAGUAG
Messenger RNA from Quercus lobata, 2637 nucleotides. RefSeq lists its product as uncharacterized. The record is from RefSeq and is a predicted model, not a curated record. Gene Ontology annotation, molecular function: nucleic acid binding; RNA-DNA hybrid ribonuclease activity. The transcript has 4 exons. The coding region runs from base 1 to 2637 and encodes 878 amino acids. NCBI's taxonomy places the organism in Eukaryota, Viridiplantae, Streptophyta, Magnoliopsida, Fagales, Fagaceae. Gene Ontology annotation, biological process: DNA integration.